UUCCUCUGGUACUGACGGUAUACUUAUCUCACCAUCUGGGCUGCCCGCAAUGAUGCUGCCCAUGCUGCCCACGAAAGCACUCUAGUAAUUCGACGGGCAGCAGCAAACAUACGAGCUGCUAUAUCCUCGCCCUCGUUCGAGGAGCCAGCGUCGACGCCACCGCUGCGCAUAGAUGGCAUCCCAAUGGGCCAACUCAAACUUAAAACGUAGUAGCGGUGCAAUGCCGCGCGGUCUGCUGAUGCUGAGCCUGUACAUUGCAGCCACGAAUGCUAGAAAUAAUGAAUCACCGACGCUGCAUGUCGUCGCACCAGUCCACGCUGCGAUCACGAACGCAAGCAUAGAAGUGAUGCUGAACUGCUUCCUCGCGCAGACGAGCCGCGACUGGGCCCUCACGGUGGUAGGUGACGGCUACGAUGCGCGCGCCGCGGCGGUCGUCGGGCGCUACACCGACCCGCGGAUAAACUACGCGGCGACGGACCGCGCCUACGGCGACCACGGCCACACGCCGCGCGAGCUGGGCCUCGGCCUCGGCGAGAGCCCGUGGACGGUGCUGACGGGCGUCGACAACUACUACGUGCCGCUCUUCGUCGAGACCGUGGUCGAAAAAAUCCGCGCCAACCCAAACGCGGGCCUCGUCUACUACGACUUUUUGCUGGACAUGAAGGGCGAGCUCGCCGCGGGCGCCGCGUACGACGCGGCCCUCCGCGCCUACGGUGACGCUCCGGCUGAAGAAGAUCCCGAGGCCGUCGUCGUCCGGCCGCUGCUCGACGGCCGCGUCGCGGAGAUCCGCUUCCGGCGCGGCGACGACGUGGCGGCUGUCGCGCGCGAUUUUGUGGCGGCCGAGGGCCUGAAUAGUGGCGGCGGCUGUGAUGAUGCCGCAUGCGUCGUGGACGGUGCGGAAACAUGAACUUUACCCAGCCUCACCGGUCGAUCCACGCAGGUCGCAGACCUCCUCGCGGGCCACAUGGCCUCGGAAGCCGCGCGUCCGCCCGGCUCGGGGGGCGCUAUCGGGGGCGGCCGGCCCCGCGCGCUGCCGCCGUACUCGGGCCACAUCGACGCGACGCUCGACGAGUCGGGGCGCCUCGACGUCGGCGCCGUGGCCGUACGAACCGACGUGGCGCGCCGCGUCGGCUUUGGGUGGCGCCACCACGCGGCCGACUUUUCGUACGUCCGCGCGGUGCUCGAAGAGCUCGCACGCGUCGGCCUCGAGGCGCUCAAGCUCCCGCAGACGCUCUACGUCCACAACUAGUGAAUUCUUGUGUAAUGGGUUUGUGUAAUU
This is a messenger RNA of Pelagomonas calceolata, 1279 nucleotides long. NCBI's taxonomy places the organism in Eukaryota, Pelagophyceae, Pelagomonadales, Pelagomonadaceae. The record is from the annotation of a GenBank genome assembly.